CAUACAUGUGUAUCUUUCAGUCGGGCCAUCCCCUCCAGCAGCAGUGGUGGACUACAACUCCUUCACUCCUCAGAUAGGAUGUUUCUGUGGGCAGGAAGUAAAGCAUCAGCUGGAGGAAGUGAUCGCAGAUCCAUCUAUCAGAAGAUUCGUGAAUAUGACGUCCUGGACAAGAGGAAGACGAUGACAGCUCUGAGGGCAGGGGAGGACAGAGCCAUCCUGCUGGGCCUCAGCAUGGUCCUGCUCUCUGUCAUGAUGUACUUUGUCGUGGGAAUAACCAUCCUGCGCUCUUACUCUGACAGUUUAUGGACAGGUGAAGCUAGCUGCACUAUUGUGAACUCCACCAUCGUGUGGGAUGUGAACUGUUCCUAUGGCUGUGGAGCAGAGUGCUGGAAAAAGUCCCGUUACCCCUGUCUGCAGGUCUAUGUCAGCCUCAACUCCUCAGGGAAGGUGAUGCGACUGUUUCACAAUGAGGAGACACAGGACAGCAAUCCUGAGUGCUUCUACACCCCAAAGUGCCGGAAGGACUACUCAGCCACACACGCUGUAGUUCAGAACAUUUCUGAGCGUCUCAGGUCUCAGCACACUGUUCAGUGUUUUGUGGACCCAACAGACAGAAUGGACAGCGCCAUCCUGACUCAGAUCUACGGUCGGGUUGCCGUCUUCCACUCCUUGUUCUGGCCGACCUGCACACUGGCUGGAGGGACCAUGAUCAUCGCCAUGGUGAAGCUGACUCAGUCCUUGUCGAUCAUGUGUGAGGGAGUUAGCCGCAUAAAGAGGUGAAGGAAGUUCCUGUUAUAUGGACACAGCAUGGAGAACUAAAGCAGCUACGUGGGGCCAAUAAUGAAAGACACAAAGGAAAAGGAGCAGUCUGUCGAUGAAUGCUGAAAUACUGGGAUUCCCGAUCAAUCUGAAAGCAGACUCAAGGGGGUCAAACUGUUUUGAGUCUGGGGUGAAAUCCAUAUUUGGAGAGGACACUUGUUUGAAACAUGACAUUAUCAUUUCCAUAAUUUGUUGGCCAGUCUAAGGAUUUUUGAGAAAAUGUUUUUAAGUACCUAUUUUACAUUCUACUGUUUUGUUUGGCUGAAUUUUAUAGGUCAAGUACUUUGUAGCAAAUAUUCUUGUCCUCUUUUGGGAGUUAGAUGAGACCACUCUUUUAUAUGUUGAUUAAAUAUGAAGCUACAGCCAACCACUAGCUAGUUUAGCUACAUUUAGCACAAAAUCUGUAAAGGCAUGGAAGGAGCUGGUCCAUCUCUGUCCAAAGGUAACAAAUGAUCCACCGACUAGCACCUGUGAUUCUUACUUCACUUACUUGUUACAUUUUGUUUGUUGAAUACAAGCUUGUUGUUCCCCCAGCUAUCAAUCACGGUGCUAAUGUUGCUAACAUGCCACUGUCUGUAACUUUGUAUAUUUAGCAUACAGACUUGCAUCUGAACUUCAUCAAGAACACAAGCACAUAAAAACAAAAAAUA
Messenger RNA from Notolabrus celidotus (New Zealand spotty), 1469 nucleotides. RefSeq names its product calcium-activated potassium channel subunit beta-2 (gene s100p). Bases 79 to 780 code for a protein of 233 amino acids. The record is from RefSeq and is a predicted model, not a curated record. Gene Ontology annotation, molecular function: calcium-activated potassium channel activity; potassium channel regulator activity. NCBI's taxonomy places the organism in Eukaryota, Metazoa, Chordata, Actinopteri, Labriformes, Labridae. Gene Ontology annotation, cellular component: voltage-gated potassium channel complex; membrane. Gene Ontology annotation, biological process: detection of calcium ion; potassium ion transport. The transcript is spliced from 4 exons.